This is a messenger RNA of Morus notabilis, 1933 nucleotides long. RefSeq lists its product as uncharacterized. The transcript has 18 exons. Bases 111 to 1874 code for a protein of 587 amino acids. The record is from RefSeq and is a predicted model, not a curated record. Lineage: Eukaryota; Viridiplantae; Streptophyta; Magnoliopsida; Rosales; Moraceae.
CAGUUGUGGUACGCAUAACCAUUUGAGACUUCAGAAGUCUUGCCAUACACUGAGAACCAAAAUCAGACAAACAGAAAAGAAGCCGAGGAAAGAAUCAGCCAAAGCUACAUAUGGCGUUGCUUCAGCUCCAGUGCAGUAAUGGGGCAUUCUUAAAAUAUCCAAAACUAUAUCCCCUGCCUCAUGGAAGAGCAUACAGACCUUCCAGAAGCCUGUGCUUCAAAAUGCAGGCAUUUCCCUCUAGGACCCAGAGAAUAAUGGAGAACAUUUCAGUUAGUGGGGAAGUUGGUGGGGCUGGUGGAGCCUACUCUUAUAGUGCCUUGAAGAGGUUGGACCAACUUUGGUCUUCUAUUUGUGCUGCUCAAACAGCUGUGCAAGAACCCCAGAAAGUGGUUUCCACUAUGCCCGGUUCAUUUCUUGAUUCUGAUGUUGCUGAGAAGGCUCUAGAUAAAUUUGAUGUGAUUGUUUGUGGAGGGACCUUGGGAAUCUUCAUCGCCACGGCCUUGUGUUCCAAAGGUCUCCGAGUAGCCAUUGUUGAGAGAAAUAUUCUAAAAGGGAGGGAGCAAGAAUGGAACAUCUCAAGAAAAGAGCUUUUGGAACUCGUAAAAGUUGGAAUUUUAGGUGAAGAUGACAUUGAACAAGUUACUGCAGUGAAAUUUAAUCCUAACAGAUGCGGAUUUGGUGGGAAGGGUGAGAUCUGGGUUGAAGACAUCCUUAAUCUUGGCAUAUCACCUGCAAAGCUUAUAGAGAUUAUGAAGAAUCGUUUCGUUUCCCUAGGUGGAGUCAUCUUUGAGGGUAGCAGUUUUUCCAGCAUUCGCAUAUAUGAGGACGCAGUCGUCACACUACUUGCUGACGGGAAAAUUUUGUCUUCUCGCCUCAUAAUUGAUGCAAUGGGGAACUUUUCACCCAUUGUAAAGCAGAUAAGAUCCGGAAGGAAGCCAGAUGGUGUCUGCCUUGUCGUUGGCUCUUGUGCUCGUGGCUUUUCUGAUAAUUCUACAAGUGAUGUUAUAUAUAGUAGUUCAUCAGUGAGGAAGAUUGGAAAAUCAAAAGUCCAAUGCUUUUGGGAGGCAUUUCCCGCGGGUUCAGGUCCUACAGAUCGUACCACUUACAUGUUCACUUAUGUUGAUCCCCAACCCGGAUCACCAACAUUGGAAGAAUUACUAGAAGAAUACUGGGAUCUAAUGCAGGAUUAUCAGGGAGUCUCUCUUGACAAUCUUGAGAUUCUGCGCGUCAUAUAUGGAAUUUUCCCCACAUACCGUGACAGCCCAUUGCCAGCGGCUUUUAACCGUGUUUUACAGUUUGGUGACGCCAGUGGCAUACAGUCACCUGUUUCAUUCGGUGGUUUUGGGAGCUUGACAAGGCACCUUGAGAGACUUUCAAGUGGUAUAUAUGAAGCAAUCAGCGGCAACUUGCUUGACUCGUGCAACUUGUCCCUGCUUAAUCCAUACAUGCCCAACUUAAGUGCUUCCUGGUUGUUCCAAAGAGCAAUGUCAGCAAAGCAAGAGUCUAAUGUUCCACCAGAUUUUAUUAAUGAGCUCCUUUAUGCCAAUUUUGGGAGUAUGCAGAGGCUGGGCGAUCCAGACCUAAGACCAUUCCUUCAGGAUGUUGUACAGUUUGGGCCUCUUGCCAAGACACUAGGCCUAGUUAUGAUAACCAAACCUCAAAUUCUUCCAUCAAUAUUUGCACAGGUUGGUUUUCCUGUAAUUGUUGACUGGUCUGGACAUUUUGCCAUGCUAGGUUUCUAUACUCUUCUGUCAUCCUUUACAGGCCCUCUUAUAAGGCCAUUGUUAAGUGUACUUCCACCAGAGUUGAGAUAUCAGUGGAAGCGACGUCUUGAGGCUUGGAAAUAUGGAGCUGGUUUAGACUAUGAGCUAUGAAGAUCAUUCAAAACGACCAACAUAUUCAUCCCAAAAAAAAAAAAAAAAAAAAAAAAAAA